This is a messenger RNA of Amphibalanus amphitrite, 2011 nucleotides long. RefSeq names its product venom allergen 5-like. The transcript has a single exon. The record is from RefSeq and is a predicted model, not a curated record. The coding region runs from base 43 to 738 and encodes 231 amino acids. Lineage: Eukaryota; Metazoa; Arthropoda; Thecostraca; Balanomorpha; Balanidae.
AGCUGCGCUGUCUCUGGACGGUCGCUGCCCCAGCAGCUGACGAUGCUGUCCCUGGUGCUGCUGCCCCUGCUGGUGGCCGGCGGAGCUGCCGACACCGACUACUGCAACAUCGCCAGCUGCGUCAGCGCGUUCGUCACCUCGGAGGACCAUACCCUGUGUAAGUUUCCUGCCAAUCAGACCGCUUCUCGGUGUGGAACUGUCGUGGAGAGAGGUGUGUCGUCUGAAGAUCAAGAUGAGAUCCUCGAGGCCCACAACGCCAUCCGGAGGGACGUCAAGAACGGAGUGUACGCCGACAAAAACCUGCCGGCGGCCCGGGAGAUGCCGGAGCUGAAGUGGGAUGAGGAGCUGGCCACUGUGGCCCAGCGCUGGGUGGAUCAGUGCCAGGGCGGCCACGACAAGUGUCGGAAUGUCCCACGCUUCUACGUCGGACAAAACUACGCUGCAUCCUGGGGAUAUCCGAAGAACUGGGCCUCCAACGCUGUUGGCCAGUGGUUCUUCAAGGAGCUUCCUCUGUUCCAGCAGCAGGAUUUGACGUUUACCUUCGGAACGGGCACUGGACACCUGACGCAGGUGAUAUGGGCUGAAACCACCAGGGUCGGCUGUGGCUUUAUUGCCGUGGAAGACACUCAGAUUGUCCCAGGGUAUACGCUCGUGAAGAGAACCUACAUCUGCAACUACGGCCCAGGUGGAAAUAUCAUGGUAAAUGGUGUGGGCAAACAAAUCUACUAUGCUGCGUAGGACUACGGUUGUGUUUUGAAGGCAUUGUAAGUAUAUUUCGAUGUUGCAGUCGAAACUAUUUACACCAUCGACGGUAAUAAUAGCUUCUUUCAUGCCAUGUCUGGGAUUUCUGACCAAACGAUAGCCGCUAAUAGUGAUCAGCCAUGGGAUAGAUAGGUAUGAGGUAAUUGUCGCGCAUAAUGGGGGGAAUUUAGUUAAUGCAGGCAAUGUAAAGGAUUGGUAUGAAACCACUAUUCAUCGAACUACUUGCUUGUGCAUUUAAUCUGGCCGGAACCGCCUAUAAUAUAUUUUGGUAAUUUCGCUGCAGAUGAACGCCCCACCAUGAAAAAGUGCGUCGUUUUUUCGUGCUGUCUGGUUCUCGUAAUGGGUGACCGGCCACUGCCCGGUCCUUGGAACGGGAUGCUGCGGCGGCGGUAUAGUCGUUCACUAAUGGUCCCAGUGCGCUGCCUUGCGGCAGUCCGGACGCUGCCCGCCCGACCGGCGAGCUUGGCGUUCGGAGAAGACCUGGCGUGGACGACUGAUUGCCGCCGGCAGCGCGGUGGGACGUGGGUCAGUGAGCUGACCGACUACCCGACACCCCAACUCCUGGCUAAGGGCAGCUCUGGCAGCUCUGCAGCUUAAAAUGGUGUAGUUUUGAGGUUCUAUCUGUUUUUGCAGUACCAUUUUUGAAAUAGCAAACCUUCCCCGAUAUAUAAAUAUUGAAUGAUCAUGUCACCUUAAAAAAGUGAGUGUCAGUGCCUUACCGUGAAGUGUGAAAUGAAAACAAAAAGAUGCUUCUAUCAGUCCAUGAAAGUAUACCAGGAAACAUGACAACUUAUAUAAAGCUGAUGAAAACUGCUACUCAAAACCCUGACCUUAGAAAUAUCUUAUCUCAUCAGCCUUGUCGAUGGCACAGAUAGGUAUAGCCACGGUUAGAGCUAGAUGCAAAACUUCAGCACCUACAUGGCAAGCGCCAUCAGCUCUCGCUCGGCUGGCGAUUUCAUCAAAGUUGGACCGAGUUCGACAGCUGUCGGUAAGCGUCGGUAGGUCCUGCGGACACGGCCAGCGGCCUGCUCAGAAUUAGCCGUCCUCCACGACCGAACCGGGCGCCCCCGCGUCGAAAUCGAACGGAAUUGCUGGCUUAUGCUUGACGUUUAGGUAAGGUUAGGUUGGGUCGAGUUGGGUUAGCUUAGAAAGUGUAUGUGAUAGUGUGCAAUGUGUUUAGUUGUACAAUGAAAUAUGUAUGUAGUGAUAGUGGUACGGAUUGAAUAAACGGCUAGCCGCCGUAUAAAAA